UAUAUAAAGCGGAGGAGCGCAAGCAGCAGUCGUCUUCCAGCUCUCCGAGCGACGCAAGCCUGCAUGUAAUCUCUUCUCCAGAGGGUCAGGAUCCCAGACUGACUACGGAGGGUAAACUCCUGGGAACCGAAUGAAGAAACAAGUCUUGCUUCUUUUCACAUACAGAGGACUCGUGAGGAAGGGAAAAAAGAAUAAAAGAAGAAAAUGGCCAAUUUUAUAUUACGGAAAGCCGAACCCAAGGAUGUGUCUGACAUACUGCGACUCAUAAAGGAACUUGCCAAAUUUGAAGAAAUGGAGGAACAAGUCAUUUUGACUGAGAAAGAACUGCUGGAGGACGGCUUUGGAGAGACUCCGUUCUACCACUGUAUCGUCGCAGAAGUGCCCAAGGAGCAGCAGAGUGUUGAGGGGCAUACUGUUGUAGGAUUUGCUAUGUACUACUUCACCUAUGACCCCUGGAUCGGAAAACUGCUGUAUUUGGAGGACUUCUACGUGAUGAAGGAGUACAGAGGGUACGGAAUUGGGUCAGAGAUCCUGAAGAAGCUCAGUGAGACGGCAGUGAGGACACGCUGCAGCAGCAUGCACUUCAUUGUGGCCGAGUGGAACACGCCGUCCAUCGAGUUCUACAAGCGCCGCGGUGCCUCAGACCUCUCGCUGGAAGAAGGCUGGCGGCUCUUCAGCAUCGACAAGAAGUACCUGCUCAAGAUGUCCACCAAGUAGACAUAGGAGUGGUGUGGGUGUGUGACAACCCCCAGGCCCCAAAAAUCCCUUUUUGGGGCGUUUUGUUGCUUUUUCUUUGUUUUUGAAGAGCAACUUGUGUAGUGGAUAGUUUGCUUGUUUUAUUCGUACAAUUAAAAAAUGAAUAUAAUCAUGA
Messenger RNA from Megalops cyprinoides (Indo-Pacific tarpon), 871 nucleotides. Its product is annotated as diamine acetyltransferase 1-like. The record is from RefSeq and is a predicted model, not a curated record. Gene Ontology annotation, molecular function: N-acetyltransferase activity. The transcript has 6 exons. Lineage: Eukaryota; Metazoa; Chordata; Actinopteri; Elopiformes; Megalopidae. The coding region runs from base 205 to 717 and encodes 170 amino acids.